Messenger RNA from Magnolia sinica, 893 nucleotides. RefSeq lists its product as uncharacterized. Gene Ontology annotation, molecular function: D-tyrosyl-tRNA(Tyr) deacylase activity. Gene Ontology annotation, biological process: tRNA metabolic process. Lineage: Eukaryota; Viridiplantae; Streptophyta; Magnoliopsida; Magnoliales; Magnoliaceae. Gene Ontology annotation, cellular component: cytoplasm. The record is from RefSeq and is a predicted model, not a curated record. The transcript has 8 exons. The coding region runs from base 138 to 644 and encodes 168 amino acids.
AGGCACAGGCAAUCCGCGUCCGUCUCAAGCAUCCGCACUCCGUAGGAGGACGAAGAAAUGCUCAUCACGCAGCGAGCAGCCGGUGCACAGACCAUCACAUUAGCGGUGUCUGCUAUCUUACGCACUUGGUGAAGCAAAUGAGGGCUGUAGUUCAGCGAGUCCUCUCUGCAAGCGUUGAGGUUGAUGGGCACACGAUAUCGGAGAUCGGCCCCGGCCUCCUCGUCCUCGUCGGUCUUCACGAAGCUGAUGUAGAAUCUGAUGCAGACUACAUAUGUAGGAAAGUAUUGAACAUGAGGCUAUUUCCAAAUGAGAAGAGCGGAAAAGCAUGGGACCAAAAUGUCAUGCAGAGGAAUUUUGGAGUUCUCUUGGUGAGCCAGUUUACUUUAUUUGGCAUUCUAAAGGGCAACAAGCCAGAUUUUCAUGUGGCUAUGCCACCUCAGAAAGCAAAGCCCUUCUACGAUUCUCUAGUCGAUAAAUUUCGCAAAUCAUACAACGCAGAUUCCAUAAAAGAUGGUGUUUUUGGAGCAAUGAUGAAGGUUCACUUGGUAAACGAUGGACCUGUUACCAUGCAGCUUGAUUCAUCACAUUUACUACCAUCCAAGAAUAAUACAAGUGAGGUGGUAGAAGAGGAGCCAGAACCAUGAUUGCUUUAGUCCUGCUUGAAUAAUGCAAAAUCAGUAUUAGGCACUGUGGGUGUGUAUGGAUACAUCAUACAUUAUCAAAUCAAAGUACAAGUUGUAAGUGGAAAUUAACCAAAUUGCAGUUUUCAGUAGGACUGAAAAGGAGCAAAACUCGAGAAUGGGGGCUCUUUCCUCAUUACAAGCACUCUGAAGCCAUCAUUAAGCUGUGUCGUUUCCUCUUGAUUAAAGCUGAAUGUUUAACAAUUCCGUUCA